AUGCGCCCCCCCCGGCUGGGGACUGUCAGGAGCGCUGAGCCCAGGAGGAGGGGGAGGAGGAGGGGAAGGAAGAGGAGGAGAGCCCCGGAGCCCCUGUUCCUCUGUAGGCUGAACCUGUCUUUCGAUGACCAUGGGGGAGUGGACCAUUCUGGAGCGGCUUCUCGAGGCUGCUGUCCAGCAACAUUCUACCAUGAUUGGGAGGUAAGACUUUCUUGCCACUCAUCACCAGUGUGUAUGUGUGUGUAAAAGUUUUUUUUCUUCUUAAUUUUUGUAUGUUUGUGUGAUGAUUGUGUUUUUCUGAUUGAAAGUGUGUGUGUGUCCCAUCAGUAGCCUCUAGUCUCAGCCUCCCCUCCCCUCACUGGCCCUCCCUGCCCUUCUGGUGCCCAUCAUUAGUUAAGGGAUAAGCUAAUUGCACAUAAUACAUAGCUGGUAUUACUAGGCAUUAGGGUUAAUUCAGCCGAGCUCCUGUGUUGAUUCCAACUAUUGGCCCUGGUAUUGAUGGAGGGGCAAUGGGGGAUCUCUAGUAGAAGAGGAGAGAGAGAGACAGACCAAGACAGAGGACAGAAAUGGAGGUGUGGAAGAGAGCGGAGAUGGAGUUGAAGGUGGAAGAAAUUAUUCUGAACUUGGCAAGGACGAGAUUGCUUCUUGUGUAAAUUGAGGCUGUCUACUGAAGUCUGGUUUUGUGUGUUCUCUAGUUACUGCAGUGUAGUGGUAGAAGGUCAUGCAUGAGCAGAUUGGAGUCUUAUUAGCAGUGGAGACAUGUAUUGAGGACAAACAUGUAAUAUCUUCUGGGGUGUAAAAAAUCUGCUUCAUUGUCUCUCGCCUGUAUGAUUAGUCAAAUUCAAAGUGUGAUUUUCCACCCAUUAACCACAAUGUGAGUUACUGGUAAACUGCACUCGCCCUAUGUAUGGAAUAAUCACACACAGAUUGCAGUACAGUGCAGUAGAGAAUAAAUCUAGUGUACUCUCUCUCUCUGUCCUUCCGUGUUGAGCUGGGGAGCUUGGCUACAGAGCUUGGCUACUUGUGUUAGCAUGGAGGCCAACUACACUGCUGUGCUCAUUAACCUCAACCCCAGGUAGUCCCCUGCAGCUAGGGCAACGCCUGACCUCCUCUCCCAUCCUUCUCUGUGUGUGUCUGUGUAUGUGUGUGUACAUAAUGUCUAUCAGAGUAUGUGGCUAUAUACAGUAGAGGAGAGUGGUGUAAGUCGUGCCAAAGGGUUAGUUGAGGCACCCCUUGUUUCUAGGAAACCAUACACAAAAUCAUGUGACCAAAUAUUUAGGAAGAGGUCGUCAUUUCAUGGAGUCUGUGAAGGAAGAAACCACAUGGAAAAAGUGGUAAGCAAGUUAGGUCCAAAAAACUGAUUUUCACAAAGUCAAAUUAAUUUACUGUGUUAUAAGUUUAAUGAUGCUUGUAUCUAAACCAAAGUAGAUAGUUCAAAUAAUGUUUUAAACAUCAGUUGGGGUCUCAAUAAGGUACAAUAUGAGGUCCUAAACCUAGCAUGAAAGUGCAUCCUUGUAGCUUUGUGGGCUAAUUUAGUAAAAAUGGUAGCUUUAAGGUAAAUUGUGCCAUCUGUCCAGGGGAAAGUUGAGCCUAUGGCUAAUCAAUAUACCCUAUACAAAUGAUGAUUACAUUUUGUCUGUUUUAUGCAUAAUAUGGAUAGUAUUUUGAAGAUACCUUGCAUUCAUGUGAUUAGUCAAGUUCAAAUUAUGAAAAAUGCCUUCCACAGUUGGGUUCGCCCCCCCUCUAGGCCACAAUUGAAGUGUUUUCUUCCCAGGUGUAAUGCAAGGCAUUAUCGCUGGGAUAUGAGGUUACACCAGGGCCUGAUCUUAUGUUGAAGGUGUUUUUAAAAAGUACAAAGUGUUUAAAAAGUUUACCCUGUCCCUAUACUCUAUUUACCCUGUCCCUAUGCUCUAUUUACCCUGUCCCUAUACUCUAUUUACCCUGUCCCUAUGCUCUAUUUACCCUGUCCCUAUGCUCUAUUUACCCUGUCCCUAUGCUCUAUUUACCCUGUCCCUAUGCUCUAUUUACCCUGUCCCUAUUCUCUAUUUACCCUGUCCCUAUGCUCUAUUUACCCUGUCCCUAUUCUCUAUUUACCCUGUCCCUAUGCUCUAUUUACCCCGUCCCUAUGCUCUAUUUACCCUGUCCCUAUGCUCUAUUUACCCUGUCCCUAUGCUCUAUUUAUCCUGUCCCUAUGCUCUAUUUACCCUGUCCCUAUGCUCUAUUUACCCUGUCCCUAUGCUCUAUUUACCCUGUCCCUAUUCUCUAUUUACCCUGUCCCUAUGCUCUAUUUACCCUGUCCCUAUGCUCUAUUUACCCUGUCCCUAUGCUCUAUUUACCCCGUCCCUAUGCUCUAUUUACCCCGUCCCUAUGCUCUAUUUACCCUGUCCCUAUGCUCUAUUUACCCUGUCCCUAUGCUCUAUUUACCCUGUCCCUAUUCUCUAUUUACCCUGUCCCUAUUCUCUAUUUACCCUGUCCCUAUGCUCUAUUUACCCUGUCCCUAUGCUCUAUUUACCCUGUCCCUAUGCUCUAUUUACCCCAUACCCGAGGUAAGUUGUGCCAAGAGACCACUUUUUUUGCUAAGCUAAGCUAAGUUUUCAAAACUGUUAUUAUGAAUUCUGAUUAUUUCCAAGGAUACACAACAUCCUGAAAUAUAUGUAGUUAUCUUUGUUAGAAAGAAUACUAUAUUUCCCUUGAUGUAGUGAUGCUGAAUGUAAAAAAAUUCUCAACAUACAGUGGGGAAAAAAAGUAUUUAGUCAGCCACCAAUUGUGCAAGUUCUCCCACUUAAAAAGAUGAGAGAGGCCUGUAAUUUUCAUCAUAGGUACACGUCAACUAUGACAGACAAAUUGAGAGAAAAAAAUCCAGAAAAUCACAUUGUAGGAUUUUUAAUGAAUUUAUUUUCAAAUGAUGGUGGAAAAUUAAUAUUUGGUCACCUACAAGCAAGCAACAUUUCUGGCUCUCACAGACCUGUAACUUCUUCUUUAAGAGGCUCCUCUGUCCUCCACUCGUUACCUGUAUUAAUGGCACCUGUUUGAACUUGUUAUCAGCAUAAAAGACACCUGUCCACAACCUCAAACAGUCACACUCCAAACUCCACUAUGGCCAAGACCAAAGAGCUGUCAAAGGACACCAGAAACAAAAUUGUAGACCUGCACCAGGCUGGGAAGACUGAAUCUGCAAUAGGUAAGCAGCUUGGUUUGAAGAAAUCAACUGUGGGAGCAAUUAUUAGGAAAUGGAAGACAUACAAGACCACUGAUAAUCUCCCUCGAUCUCGACGCAAGAUCUCACCCCGUGGGGUCAAAAUGAUCACAAGAACGGUGAGCAAAAAUCCCAGAACCACACGGGGGGACCUAGUGAAUGACCUGCAGAGAGCUGGGACCAAAGUAACAAAGCCUACCAUCAGUAACACACUACGCCGCCAGGGACUCAAAUCCUGCAGUGCCAGACGUGUCCCCCUGCUUAAGCCAGUACAUGUCCAGGCCCGUCUGAAGUUUGCUAGAGUGCAUUUGGAUGAUCCAGAAGAGGAUUGGGAGAAUGUCAGAUGGUCAGAUGAAACCAACAUAGAACUUUUUGGUAAAAACUCAACUCGUCGUGUUUGGAGGACAAAGAAUGCUGAGUUGCAUCCAAAGAACACCAUACCUACUGUGAAGCAUGGGGGUGGAAACAUCAUGCUUUGGGGCUGUUUUUCUGCAAAGGGACCAGGACGACUGAUCCGUGUAAAGGAAAGAAUGAAUGGGGCCAUGUAUCGUGAGAUUUUGAGUGAAAACCUCCUUCCAUCAGCAAGGGCAUUGAAGAUGAAACGUGGCUGGGUCUUUCAGCAUGACAAUGAUCCCAAACACACCGCCCGGGCAACGAAGGAGUGGCUUCGUAAGAAGCAUUUCAAGGUCCUGGAGUGGCCAAUCCAGUCUUCAGAUCUCAACCCCAUAGAAAAUCUUUGGAGGGAGUUGAAAGUCUGUGUUGCCCAGCGACAGCCCCAAAACAUCACUGCUCUACAGGAGAUCUGCAUGGAGGAAUGGGCCAAAAUACCAGCAACAGUGUGUGAAAACCUUGUGAAGACUUACAGAAAACGUUUGACCUGUGUCAUUGCCAACAAGGGGUAUAUAACAAAGUAUUGAGAGACUUUUGUUAUUGACCAAAUACGUAUUUUCCACCAUAAUUUGCAAAUCAAUUCAUAAAAAAUCCUACAAUGUGAUCUUCUGGAUUUUUUUUUCUCAUUUUGUCUGUCAUAGUCGACGUGUACCUAUGAUGAAAAUUACAGGCCUCUCUCAUCUUUUUAAGUGGGAGAACUUGCACAAUUGGUGGCUGACUAAAUCCUUUUUUACCCCACUGUACCCCACUCUCCCCUAGGCUACAUAGAGAGACUAAGAGGACAUUUUUGUAGCGCAAAAGCACUGUGCAAAGUGCAAACAUUACCAUAAACCUCAUUAUAAUCUGGAAGCAUAAUUUAAUUAGAAAUUUUUCUUCAACAAUGCGCAUUAUGAAUUAUGUAUUGCUCAAUUUACUAAACUUCAGUUACAUAAUCACCUAAAUAAUCAAAUUGGAGGUGAUUAUUUAACUUGAGUUUACUAAACUGAGCAAUACAUAAAUAGCCUCUUCAUAACACAAAUUGUUUAAGAAAAGUUUCAAAUGAAAUCAUGUUGCCAGAUUAUUAUGAGGUUUAUGGUAAUUUUUUCACUUUGCACAGUGCUUUUGCCCAUCUUCCGAAAACAUCUGAAAGAGUAUGUUAAAUAAUCCCACAGCACAUCACCUUCUCACCCCCCCCCCCCCCCCCCCCCCCCCACCCCACCCCCUGCUUUUGUGAACUAACACUCACUUACACUUCACUUCUUUUAAGAGCGUCUGCUAAAUGACUAAAAUGUAAAAUGUAAAUAACUAAAGUGGUAAUGUGAAAUGGUUGGCCCUAUAGUGCACCACAGAUUUUGGUCUCCUAUUUGAUGGCUGGAAGUUUGUACAUUUUGUCCCUCAGUAGCCUAGUUAGAUUCUUCUGGUUGCUCCUGCAGGUCGGUCGAUGCUGCUUGGGAGGACAUGAGGGUGUGUUGUAAAUGAUCCCUUAGUGUUUGGGCCAUGUUCAAUCUGUUUGGCCAACAGAACUGUCUGUUUGGCCUCUAGACAUUAGCAGUAACUGAUAUCUCUGUGGUGGUCCAUUAUGCCUGUCUGUGUGAACUUAGAUGCUUAUAGCUAUUGCAGCUACGGGACUAAGUGUUUAGAUACAUUCAUAGUGUAUACAGGUUGCCUGGCUACCCAGACUCCUUGCUCUAGGCAAACGCUAUGCCCACGGACGUUCGUUUCUUCUCCGCAAUGAGUCUGGAUCUGAGUACCUCCCCAACCCUUCACUGAAUGCGAACACAUUCGGGGCCAUCUGAUUGGUGCAGAAACCGAUGGGCUGGGCCAGAGCCAGAACACAUGUGGGUACAGCAGCGUUUUGAGAAUUCGUAAUUGGCCUUGAUACUCUGAUUGGUUAGAGAUGAUCCUAUCGCUGAUGACUUUGUUUUGUACAACGCCCCUCGUGCCCCUCGUCACCACAAAUGACUUCAAUGAUGGCGGUCUCAUUUCAAGUACUGUAUGUAGCGAACGACAGAGCAGCGGAAAUAUUUUAGUGUGUCGUCGAGCUAGUAUAAAGGAUGAUUAUUUAGGCUACUGUAAUGUGUUGGUGUAAGGCUGUGAAGUUGUGUUUCAUGUGGUCAGACUGCUAUUUCAGAGAAGUGUUUCUGGUAGACUCAUUAUACUUCAGGGUCAGGUCACUUGUGUUAUGUGGAAGGAUAUUUAAUUAGCAGUGGUCUGAUUAGAAUGCAUGUAUAUAUGACCGUUCUGGUAUAAUCCUGCUGACUAGAUUAUCUUCUGACUUCAAAUCAAGUCUCUUGCUUCCUCCUGCAGUCACUGUGGUGUAUACUCUCUCUGUGUGUUUGUCCUAACUGUCCUCUAUAACCUUUCUCCUCACACACUCCCCCUCUUUCUCUGCUUCCAUUUGAGAUACACAAACACACACACCUGUGAUCUCCCUUACAAAGCUGUAAUGCUUUGUAAGGGAGAAAUAAGCCUGGGGGUUCCUUAUUAAAUCAGAGUUAAACACCUUGCAGGUAAAAGAGAAAGGAAGUGUGUUGAUGCAUCAUUUUCUACACUGCAAUGCUGUUGUGGGGUCAGUGCCAGAGAGGAGGGGAGAGAGGGGAUAAUGGAGGACUAGGAGAUCAGGGAGAGAUGAAACAAUGGAAAUGAGGAGAUGGAUGGAUGGGGAGGAAGGGAUAAAGCUGCAGAGGCUGAGGAAAGAGAGGGGUUUGGAGCAUGAAUACACAUAGGAAGGAGGGAAGAGAGGGAGAAAAAGAGGGGAUGGUUCUAUGUGCAGACGAUCUGAGUUGGCAGCACAGGUUGUUAUCAUGAUCAGUGGCAUGCAGUGGUGGAAAAAGUACCCAAUUGUCAUACUUGAGUAAAAGUAAAGAUACCUUAAUAUAAAAUGACUCAAUUAAAAGUGAAAGUCACCCAGUAAAAUACUACUUGAGUAAAAGUCUAAAAGUAUUUUUUUUUUAAAUAUACUUAACUAUCAAAAGUAAAUGUUAUUGCUAAAAUAUACUUACAUAUCAAAAGUAAAAGUAUAAAUCAUUUCACAUUACUUAUAUAUAUAUUUUUUUACAGAGCCAGGGGAACACUCAAGACAUAAUUUGUGUUUAGUGAGUCCGCCUGAUCGGAUGCAGUAGGCGCCUGAUCAGAUGCAGUAGGGAUGACCAGUGAUAUUCUCUUGAUAAGUGUAACGAGUACUUUUUGGUGUCAGGGAAAAUGUAUGGAGUAAAAAGUACAUACUUUUCAUUAGGAAUGUAGUGGAGUAAAAGUUGUGUUUUUAUAUAUAUAUAUUAUAUAUAUAUAUAUAUAUAUAUAUAUAUAUAUAUAUAUAAUAUCGACGCAGAGACGAUCGAGAGACGAGAGAGAGAGAGAGAGAGAGCGAGGAGAGGAGAGAGAGAGCCAGAGAGCUCCAGCGGACUCGAGCGAGAUGAGCGAGAUAGAGAGCUCUGCUGCUUCUCUCUCGCCUCUCUCUCUCGCUCGCUCUCUCUCUCUCCUCUCUCUCUCUCUCUCUCUCUCUCUCUCUCUCUCGCUCUCUCCUCUCUCUCUCUCUCUCUCUCCUCCUCUCUCCUCUCUCUCUCUCUCUCCUCUCUCUCUCGCUCUCUCUCGCUCUCUCUCGCUCCUCUAUAUUAUAUGCUAUUCUUUCAUUUCCGUUUUUGUGCCCUUGGUGUUAGUGCACUGUCCAUAAUGAAUAUGUUACUGCUAGUUCUGUCUGUAUGCAUGCCUAUUUGUGAGUGCUAGUAUGUGAAUGCACCAAUUUGUAAGUCGCUCUGGAUAAGAGCGUCUGCUAAAUGACGUAAAUGUGCCCUUGAGCAAGGCACUUAACCCUAAUUGCUCCUGUAAGUCGCUCUGGAUAAGAGCGUCUGCUAAAUGACUAAAAUGUAAUGUAAAUGUAUACAUAGCAUGUGAGAUCAUGACCUUGUGUAUACAUGAGUCUGUGAGCAUCGUGUGUGUGCGCGCGCAUUUGUGUGAUGUGUGUUUUCUCAGUUCAUCUGGUGUCAGUGCUCAGGGCCGGUGUUGCCCCUGGAGGCUGACAGCAACAGCUGCUGUGUGGAUGAAUGUGUGUGAGAGCCUCUGGGAGAGCCAGGGCCUGCAUGUCCAGCCAACUCACCAGCUACUACAGGAGCUACCAUAGGACCUAACACUGGAGCUAUAAACACACAGGUUAGACAGCCUACACAUCAGCUAAACUGAAGUAUACUGUAGAAGCAAUACAGGACAGCUACAGAGCAUUUAGAGGCUAUGCAUAAAAUGCAUUGGCUAUAAAGCCUUCAAGGCCAUACAAUACUACCAACACACCAUUUCAAGUAUAAACCAUUUUCACAUUGCAGAUAUUUCAACAGACACCGGCUCUAUGCUCAGUGUACUGGCUGUUUCUACCUUUCAGCAUAACUUUAAGAGCUCUAGUAGCCUGCUCCGAUUUAUGAUUAUGACAUCAUCCUAAAUCCAAAGAUAGCUUUUGAGACUCAAUUAUCCACUUGGGCUGCAAUCAGACAUGCUCUUUAGCUGGAUGAGCUAAUUGGGUCUCCAGUUAGAGACCUGGCUGUGGUGGAUCGCCUGAGGCUGCAGGGUGGUUCACAUCACAUUGCAUACCAGCCAAGAACGCCUUCAUCACUGGUACAUUCAUCUGGACAGGCUGUUUCUAUAGUAACUCACAACUGUGUAUAAGCACGCUGGUUGCUGUGUAUACUCAUUAUGAGCACUGAUCAAAUGCAAUACAUAUGCAGAUCUGAAGAUGUUAAACCUUGAAAAGUAUGAUUUCGUCACUUACGUCGAUCCUGUGGCUUUCUAGAGCUUCGUUUAUACCUGGCGCUAACAUGCAUCGUUGGUCCUGAACUUGUCUAUAUUCUGAUUGUGCCACAUUUUCAGAUAUGCAUCUACACAUGGUAUUAAAAUGUGUCUCUCAUCCGUCCACUGUGUCCGCAUUGAGACCAAAAUUCCUGGUCCCUCCCUGUAUGGAAAUUAUUUACAUUUACAUUUUAGUCAUUUAGCAGACACUCUUAUCCAGAGCAACUUACAGUUAGUGAGUGCAUACAUUUUCAUACUGGCCCCCCGUGGGAAAUGAACCCACAACCCUGGCGUUGCAAGCGCCAUGCUCUACCAACUGAGCUACAGGGGACUACUAUUUGACAGAUAUUAUUUCUAAAAUAAUAUUUAUGUAUUAAUUUUAAGACACAUUGAUGACAUAAGUCAAUGGUGCCAUCUGUAAAUGAUUUUAAUGCGGAAUAAUGAUGAUUCAAAUGGUUUCACUGAGUACGUUUACAUGCACAGUAAUAAUUUGAUGUUAAACUGAUUAUGGCAGUAGGCAGAUUAUACAAUAGUCAUGUAAACACUUUACUCUGCUUAUCUUAAUCGGCGUAAGGUCAAAAUCGAAGUAAGCAUAUGCCGAUUAAGACGUAGUUUUCUGAGCAAUCUUUUGAAUUAUUAGGACAUGUAAACACCUUAAUUGACAUUCCAGCUGUGUAUUUGAUCUGCACAUGUGCUAGAACCAGAUGAGCGAGCCUCCCUCUUUAGCGUGAGUGAAGUGAGUUCAGAACAACUGAAUGUAUGCGUCUUAUAAAGUGUGUAUGUGAAAACUAAUUCUAUGUCCGAACUCAAAUAUGUUUCCCAAAAAUAACAUGGUUGCUGUGGUAUAACUUUUAUUUUGAUUGAUGAUUUUCUGCAUUUAUCAGAGUGCCAUCAGGGAGCCUGAUUUCAGAUGUGUCCAUGUAAACAAGAUUUUUAGGGAAAUCAUUCUUCUUGCAAAGCAUGUAAAUGUAUUAAAUCGAACUAUUAUAUUAAUCUGACUAUCCACAAUAAUCUCAUUAUUGUGUGCAUGUUACCAUACUCACUGUCCAGAUCUGUCUACACUUGUGAGAUAUCCAGACACAAUGCGUGCCUCACUACCUCCGGAGGUCGUCAGGAAGAUCUGAUCAUAAUUAGGUCACUAUGUGUCUUUUGAUCGUCUACACCUGUUUACAAAUGUGGGCACAAUCAGGAUGUGGACACAAUCAGAACAAAGGACGCAUGUACAGGGUUUAGGACACACUGUAGGGCACUCAGUGGCUGCAUUUACAAAGGCAGCCAAAUUCUGAUAUUUAUUCCACUGAUUGGUAUUUUGACCAAUGACAUUAGAUCUUUUCACAUCAGAUCUUUUUAAGAGCUGAUCUGAUUGGUCAAAAGUGCACUAUUAGUGAAAAAAAGAUCAGAAUUGGGCUGCCUGUGUAAACGCAGCCAGUGUUAGAUUGACUGAUGUAAGACAUGAUAAUUUUUCAGCCUGUCUUGCUGUGAGUGAUCUGAGGCCGGAGCUUUGAUGCCGUAGGACAGCGCUGUGUAGAUGUGGGGCCUGGAUCCCCAUCCUUGAUCUUCUGGACCAAUCAAUGGCCUCGUGUACAUUACGCCUUUGGCUUGAUUGAAGAGCUUCCAAAAAAGCAGCGAACUUCUAAUGAUAGUCUAAAAUCUUUUUGAUCAUCUGCAGUGGGCAUUGGAUAUUCUGCUGGUGAGGGCCCAAGGGCCUUCCUGCCUUAAAUUGCUCUAAUGUAUAGGCUUUUCUCUCUCUGCAUGGUUUAACAACUCUGAUGUUUGUAGAUGACCUUCUUCCACUGCUUUUUGCUAAUGCAGCAAUCUACUCAAUGAUCAUUAUCCUGUUCCACAGCAGAAUACCACACACACACACACACGGAAUCCCAACCAUCUCACACCUACACACAGACAGUCCAACACUUGCAUAAACCAACAGUUCAGUACUGCAGUAAAACUCACACUGUGCACCACCAUCACAUAUCCCUAGUCAAGCAUUGCAGGAAAAGCAACCCUGGGAAUUCUGCAGAGUCUAAUAGAUGGGAGGGAAACUUAAUGACCUGUGCCUUUCUAAGGAAAUACAAAACAUGGAAAUAUCCAACCCUAUUCAAUACAAUAAUAUAUUAAACAAUAUAGCUGUAAGCAGCAAUGAACGGGGUUCACAGGAUGACAGAAAGGACACAAGAUCAGUUGGAUAACAAAGCAAGCAUUAUAUCAUGUAGGAACUAUCUUCCUUUAUGUGCAAUCAGUGAAAGCAUUACUAUGGUUAUCUCUCAAUACCACAAGGAUGACACAAGUGAAGUUUAGUUUAGUGCUGUAGUGUGGUUAUCUUUGAAUGCACCAGGUAAUCAUUUUUAAAGUCAUUACUUAAUGUAUUGAGUUUAUAUAUCAAUUCUGGGGUCAAUUUGACUAAUGGUUUAUGUUUCAGAUUUGUGAAAUAUUUUCAAUGUUAUUUUCACUAUAUUUCCCAUCGUUCAUCUGCACAAUUUAAAUCUCACAUUCAUUUGCAUGAGACAAAGUCCACUCGGUCAAUAGUUAUUGCUCUAGUAUCCUAUGCCACUGGUGCCAAUGACAUCUAUAGUGCCACCAACUGGUCUGGUGCAGCCAUCUAAGGUUGCAGUGACUUUAUAUUCACACAGCUUCUAAGGACAUAUACAUAAGGUUUACAUUCCAAAUUUCAUGGCCCCAUGUCCAUAGGUUCAGUUCUUAUAGCCCUGGUGUGAUAUGGUGCCAUGUAGUGGUGUAGCGUGGCCGUCUCUGAAUGCAGCAACUAAUCAUUCUCAAAUUCAUUAGAGGCUAAUUAAUUGAGUCUAUAUAUCACAUUUGGAGUCAAUUUGACUUAUGGUUCAUGAGAUGAAGAUUUUACAAGUAUGUGUAGCAUUAGCAUAUGAGCUAACAUGCAUCUACAGGUACAGUGCAGCCAUAUUUGAAUGCAGCAACUAUUUAUAUAUGGUUCAUGAGAAGAGUUUUGAAGUAUUCUUAGCAUAUUUUAGCAUAUUAGCGUAUGUGCUAAUACGCAUCAACUAGUAUAGUAUGGCCAUCUUUGAAUGCAUCAAUAUUAUUUUCUCAAACUCUUCAGGGACUAUUGUGAUGAGUGCAAAGACCAAAUUUGUAGUGAAUCUGACUUUUAGUCCAUGAGAAGAAGAUUUUUUACAAUUAUUUUAAGCAUUAGCGUUACAUAGUCAAAAAAGUUCAUUGUUAAUAGUUUCCUUAUUUUUUAAAGAUAUCAAUGCCAAACUUAACAUGGUUUGUUACAGUAAUGUCUCUGAUGACCCCUAACGAGGCAUAAUGAACACAUGCGUCAUGUUGAUUAUAGGUAGGUUAGGAGUUAGAAACCAUAUAGUCCUAUGCAGUGGGAGUGUGAACAGACAGCUUGUGUAGUGUUGUGUAGGUGUGGAGACGCAUGCCUGGGCAGGGCCCGCUUCACUGAUGCAGCACACAGCAGGUGUUUGAACAAUCAUGACAAUCACUCAUAGUGACCAGGCUGCACCAAGGGAACUGCUGCAACACAAACUCACUCAGAGCAUCUCUGUGAAGACUUGACAGUGCAGAAAACGGAUUUUCACCAAGUCAAAUGAAUUUAUUGAGCUAGAGGUUUCAUGAUGCUUGUAUCUAAACCAAAGUAGAUAGUUUUUUAAGAUUUUAAGAUUGUUCUAUACAUCAGUUGGGGUCUCUAUAAGCUUCAAUACGAGGUCCUAAACCUAGUGCAUCCUUGUAGCUGUGUGGGCUAAUAUAGUCAAAAUGUUUGCAUUGGGGUAAGUUGAGCCAAUGGUUGAGCCAAUGCCAAGUUCAGCAAAUGUAAGUGUUUUCUUCCUAGGCGUAAUGCAAGGCAUUAUGGCUGGGAUAUGAGGUAACAACAGGGCCUGGCCUAUGUUAAAGGUGUAAAAAAAAGUACAGUGUUUGUUAGGUGUUAAGCCGGUGUUAAAAUAUGCUUUCAAUUAUUAAAUAACAAAGAACCUAUUGUGAUUGUGUUGAAUUGUGUUUGGGAAAUAAAGAUAGACAUGGUAAUAUUUCAUUCAGUACAGAAAUGUGUAGGCAGCAUAACUUACCCUGUCCCGCGGCUCAACCUACCCCAAGAGACCACUUUUUUUGGAAACUGGAUGUUUUCUAAACUGUAAUGUUUCCAUGAAUUCUGAUUAUUUCCCAGGGAUACACAACAUCCUGAAAUAUAUGUAGAUGUCUUUGUUAGAAAUAAUACUAUAUUUCCCUUGACGGAGUGAUGCUGAAUGUUAAAAUGGCUCAACUUACCUCACUAUCCCCUACAGAAGGUUGUCUUGUUCUAUUAUACAUUCAAUACAUUGGCAGGACAAUCAGCUGCCAAAGCUGUAUACAUUCUCACAUUUCAAAGCCCAGAGAUACAGGAGGUAUAAUAAGGGUCUUUGCCAUUGGCUUUUUGGAACAGGACACCAAUUGCUCCUCAUCUAGCAGUGUCUGUCAAAUGCCUUGCUGAGAAGAAACAUCAAUACCCCUCACUUCAUAGAGACUAACCUCCAAGUCCAGUCAAACCAUCAAGGAGACAAACACUUACAGUUGAAGUCGGAAGUUUACAUACAUCUUAGCCAAAUACAUUUAAACUCAGUUUUUCACAAUUCCUGACAUUUAAUCCUAGGAAAAAUUCCCUGUCUUAGGUCAGUUAGGAUCACCACUUUAUUUUAAGAAUGUGAAAUGUCAGAAUAAUAGUAUAGAUAAUUAUUUAUUUCAGCUUUUAUUUCUUUCAUCACAUUCCCAGUGGGUCAGAAGUUUACAUACACUCAAUUAGUAUUUGGUAGCAUUGCCUUUAAAUAGUUUAACUUGGGUCAAACGUUUCGGGUAGCCUUCCACAAGCUUCCCACAAUAAGUUGGGUGAAUUUUGGCCCAUUCCUCCUGACAGAGCUGGUGUAACUGAGUCAGGUUUGUAGGCCUCGUUGCUCGCACACGCAUUUUCAGUUCUGCCUACAAAUGUUCUAUAGGAUUGAGGUCAGGGCUUUGUGAUGGCCACUCCAAUACCUUGACUUUGUUGUCCUUAAGCCAUUUUGCCACAACUUUGGAAGUAUGCUUGGGGUCAUUGUACAUUUGGAAGACCCAUUUGCGAUCAACCAUUAACUUCUUGACAGGGUUGGAUGGCAUACCAGUCGAGGUAUACCAAACCUUUUUUGAUAUACUCAAAGGACCGUUAUUAGCAUGUUUUAACCACUCCUAUGUAAAUGGUAGAUUAUCAGACACUCAAGAAGAAGGUCUGAUUUCAUUAUUACUGAAACAGGAUACAAGUGGAAAAUAUAAAGAUCCAGUCCAUUAAAAAAAUUGGAGGCCCCUUACACUUCAGUGUUCUGAUGCAAAAAUUUGAGCAAAAUGUAUAGCGCAGAGAAUUAAAAAGGUAUUGUCGGUCAUUAUUAAUUCUAAUCAGACAGGUUUUUUACAUGGGCGAUACAUUGGAGAUAAUAUAAGGCAAGUACUGGAAACAAUAGAACACUAUGAAAAAUCUGGGAAACCAGGCCUACUAUUCAUAGCAGACUUCGAAAAGGCAUUUGAUAAAGUAAGACUGGGGUUUAUAUAUAAAUGCCUGGAGCAUUUCAAUUUUGGACAAUCUCUUAUAAAUUGGGUUAAAAUCAUGUAUAGCAACCCUAGGUGUAAAAUAGUAAAUAAUGGCUAUUUCUCAGAAAGUUUUAAACUGUCAAGAGGUGUGAAACAAGGUUGUUCACUAUCGGCAUAUCUAUUUAUUAUUGCUAUCGAGAUGUUAGCUAUUAAAAUCAGAUCCAACAAUAAUAUCAAGGGAUUAGAAAUCCAGGGCUUAAAAACAAAGGUGUCAUUGUACGCUGUUGAUUCAUGUUUUCUUUUAAAUCCACAACUUGAAUCCCUCCACAGCCUCAUAGAGGAUUUAGAUACAUUUUCUAACCUCUCUGGAUUACAACCAAAUUAUGGUAAAUGUACUAUAUUACAUAUUGGAUCACUAAAAAAUAAAAUCUUUACAUUACCAUGUAGUUUACCAAUAAAAUGGUCUGAUGGUGAUGUGGAUAUACUCGGAAUACAUAUCCCAAAUUAAAUAAAUGAUCUCACUCCAAUACAUUUUAAUAGAAAGUUAGCAAAAAUAGAUAAGAUCUUGCUACCAUGGAAAGGUAAAUACCUGUCAAUUUGUGGAAAAAUCACCCUGAUUAACUCUUUAGUAUUAUCCCAGUUUACCUAUUUGCUUAUGGUCUUGCCUACACCUAGCGAACAGUUUUUUUAAUUAUAUGAGAAAAAAAAUAUUCAAUUUUAUUUGGAACGGCAAGCCAGACAAAAUUAAACGGGCCUAUUUAUAUAAUGAAUAUGAAUUCGGAGGACAGAAAUUAUUAAAUAUUAAAGCAUCAGACCUAUCACUAAAAGCUUAAGUCAUACAAAUGUUAUACUUAAAUCCGAACUGGUUCUCUAGCAAAUUAGUAAGAUUGUCUCACCCAAUGUUCAAGAAUGGCCUUUUUCCCUUUAUUCAGAUUACAACCUCUCACUUUAAGUUAUUUGAAAAGGAAAUAAUCUCCCAAAUAUCACUAUUUCUAAAACAAGCCAUAGAAAGUUGGUUGCAAUUUCAAUUUAAUCCUCCAGAAACGAUAGAACAAAUAAUGCAACAAAUAUUGUGGUUAAACUCAAAUAUACUAAAUGAUAACGUUUUUUUUUGACAAAAUUAAAAAAAAAGUAUAAUCUUCGUAAAUGGUAUUAUCGGUAGGACUGGUGGAGUUAUGUCGCACAUGCAGCUAACAAAAACAUAUGGAAAUGUCUGCUCUACCCAAAAUUACAACCAAAUAAUUGCAGCAUUACCGCAAAAACGGAAAAGGAAAGUGGAAGGGGGAAAAAGUAAGGAACUUGUCGGCCUUGCAUUAAAGAAUAUAAUUGGUUAAAGAAAAUUGUGAUAAAUAAAAAAGUAUACCAGUUUAAUUUAAGGACCAAAGGAUUGACAGCCGUCCCAUAUAGAUUGCAAAAUAGUUGGGAAGAGAUUUUUGACGUACCGAUUCCAUGGCAUAGUGUUUAUGAAUUGAUACGCAAAACGACGCCGGAUUCAAAACGUAUAAUUUUUCAAUUUAAAUUAUUUAUAUAAAAUUCUUGCUACCAAUAGAAUGUUAUUUAUAUGGGGGAUACAAUCUUCCCAGCUCUGCAGAUUUUGCUGCGAAGAGACAAAAUCAUUAGAUCAUUUGUUUUGGUACUGUCCAUUUGUAGCUUGUUUUUGGACACAGGUCCAGGAAUGGCUAAAGGAUUGCAAUAUUUACCUGGAACUAACCCUGCAGAUAGCACUACUGGGUGAUCUGAAAAGUCAUAGUCAAUCGAUCAAUAAUAUAAUAGUACUUUUAGCAAAAAUGUUUAUUUUCAAUUCACGAUCUGUAGAAACAAUGAGAAUAGAAAGGUUCAGAACAUUUGUAAAACAUCACAGUACAGUUGAAAAAUACAGUGGGGAAAAAAGUAUUUAGUCAGUCACCAAUUGUGCAAGUUCUCCCACUUAAAAAGAUGAGAGAGGCCUGUAAUUUUCAUAAUAGGUACACGUCAACUAUGACAGACAAAAUGAGAAAAAAAAUCCAGAAAAUCACAUUGUAGGAUUUUUUAUGAAUUUAUUUGCAAAUUAUGGUGGAAAAUUAGUAUUUGGUCAAAAACAAAAGUUUCUCAAUACUUUGUUAUAUACCCUUUGUUGGCAAUGACACAGGUCAAACGUUUUCUGUAAGUCUUCACAAGGUUUUCACACACUGUUGCUGGUAUUUUGGCCCAUUCCUCCAUGCAGAUCUCCUCUAGAGCAGUGAUGUUUUGGAGCUGUCGCUGGGCAACACGGACUUUCAACUCCCUCCAAAGAUUUUCUAUGAGGUUGAGAUCUGGAGACUGGCUAGGCCACUCCAGGACCUUGAAAUGCUUCUUACGAAGCCACUCCUUCGUUGCCCGGGCGUUGUGUUUGGGAUCAUUGUCAUGCUGAAAGACCCAGCCACGUUUCACCUUCAAUGCCCUUGCUGAUGGAAGGAGGUUUUCACUCAAAAUCUCACGAUACAUGGCCCCAUUCAUUCUUUCCUUUACACGGAUCAGUCGUCCUGGUCCCUUUGCAGAAAAACAGCCCCAAAGCAUGAUGUUUCCACCCCCAUGCUUCACAGUAGGUAUGGUGUUCUUUGGAUGCAACUCAGCAUUCUUUGUCCUCCAAACACGACGAGUUGAGUUUUUACCAAAAUGUUCUAUUUUGGUUUCAUCUGACCAUAUGACAUUCUCCCAAUCCUCUUCUGGAUCAUCCAAAUGCACUCUAGCAAACUUCAGACGGGCCUGGACAUGUACUGGCUUAAGCAGGGGGACACGUCUUGCACUGCAGGAUUUGAGUCCCUGGCGGCGUAGUGUGUUACUGAUGGUAGGCUUUGUUACUUUGGUCCCAGCUCUCUGCAGGUCAUUCACUAGGUCCCCCCGUGUGGUUCUGGGAUUUUUGCUCACCGUUCUUGUGAUCAUUUUGACCCCACAGGGUGAGAUCUUGCGUGGAGCCCCAGAUCGAGGGAGAUUAUCAGUGGUCUUGUAUGUCUUCCAUUUCCUAAUAAUGGCUCCCACAGUUGAUUUCUUCAAACCAAGCUGCUUACCUAUUGCAGAUUCAGUCUUCCCAGCCUGGUGCAGGUCUACAAUUUUGUUUCUGGUGUCCUUUGACAGCUCUAUGGUCUUGGCCAUAGUGGAGUUUGGAGUGUGACUGUUUGAGGUUGUGGACAGGUGUCUUUUAUACUGAUAACAAGUUCAAACAGGUGCCAUUAAUACAGGUAACGAGUGGAGGACAGAGGAGCCUCUUAAAGAAGAAGUUACAGGUCUGUGAGAGCCAGAAAUCUUGCUUGUUUGUAGGUGACCAAAUACUUAUUUUCCACCAUCAUUUGCAAAUAAAUUCAUUAAAAAUCCUACAAUGUGAUUUUCUGGAUUUGUUUUUCUCAUUUUGUCUGUCAUAGUUGACGUGUACCUAUGAUGAAAAUUACAGGCCUCUCUCAUCUUAAGUUGGAGAACUUGCACAAUUGGUGGCUGACUAAAUACUUUUUUCCCCCACUGUAUAUAGCAAAUAGAAGUCCAAUAUGGUUGGUGUUAAGAGAUAGAUGGGAGGUGUUGAAUGGAGCUGAAGGAUGGGACUAAUAACAACAACUAAUAACAACAAGAUAACUCAUGUAAAGCAUACUGUGCCCAUAAUACGUAUAUAGGUUAUAGGUUGAGAGCUUUUGUGAAAGAGCACAGUUAGAAAAAUAUGGCAUAUAGAAGCAAACCAGAUGGACGUCAUGAAAAUGAUCGGAGGAAGUUCAGGAGUAAAAACAAACAAAAUAUAAUUAUUGUAGAAUUUGACUGUGUCCAUAAAAUGUAUAUAGUAUGUAUGGGCUGGAAGUAGAGGCCUAAGCGUUGUUGUUCACUAGUUUACUCUAAUUGGGGAAGGGGUGGUGGGGUUGGAAAGUAAUGAAGGGAAAUAUAAUUUAAAAAAGGAUAUGUGUCUGUGUAUGGAUGUAUGUAUAUACAGUGGGGAGAACAAGUAUUUGAUACACUGCCGAUUUUGCAGGUUUUCCUACUUACAAAGCAUGUAGAGGUCUGUAAUUUUUAUCAUAGGUACACUUCAACUGUGAGAGACGGAAUCUAAAACAAAAAUCCAGAAAAUCACAUUGUAUGAUUUUUAAUUAAUUAAUUUGCAAUUUAUUGCAUGACAUAAGUAUUUGAUCACCUACCAACCAGUAAGAAUUCCGGCUCUCACAGACCUGUUAGUUUUUCUUUAAGAAGCCCUCCUGUUCUCCACUCAUUACCUGUAUUAACUGCACCUGUUUGAACUCGUUACCUGUAUAAAAGACACCUGUCCACACACUCAAUCAAACAGACUCCAACCUCUCCACAAUGGCCAAGACCAGAGAGCUGUGUAAGGACAUCAGGGAUAAAAUGUAGACCUGCACAAGGCUGGGAUGGGCUACAGGACAAUAGGCAAGCAGCUUGGUGAGAAGGCAACAACUGUUGGCGCAAUUAUUAGAAAAUGGAAGAAGUUCAAGAUGGCGGUCAAUCACCAUCGGUCUGGGGCUCCAUGCAAGAUCUCACCUCGUGGGGCAUCAAUGAUCAUGAGGAAGGUGAGGGAUCAGCCCAGAACUACACGGCAGGACCUGGUCAAUGACCUGAAGAGAGCUGGGACCACAGUCUCAAAGAAAACCAUUAGUAACACACUACGCCGUCAUGGAUUAAAAUCCUGCAGCGCACGCAAGGUCCCCCUGCUCAAGCCAGCGCAUGUCCAAGCCCGUCUGAAGUUUGCAAAUGACCAUCUGGAUGAUCCAGAGGAGGAAUGGGAGAAGGUCAUGUGGUCUGAUGAGACAAAAAUAUAGCUUUUUGGUCUAAACUCCACUCGUCGUGUUUGGAGGAAGAAGAAGGAUGAGUACAACCCCAAGAACACCAUCCCAACCGUGAAUAAUGGAGGUGGAAACAUCAUUCUUUGGGGAUGCUUUUUGCAAAGGGGACAGGACGACUGCACCGUAUUGAGGGGAGGAUGGAUGGGGCCAUGUAUCGCGAGAUCUUGGCCAAUAACCUCCUUCCCUCAGUAAGAGCAUUGAAGAUGGGUCGUGGCUGGGUCUUCCAGCAUGACAACGACCUGAAACACACAGCCAGGGCAACUAAGGAGUGGCUCCGUAAGAAGCAUCUCAAGGUCCUGGAGUGGCCUAGCCAGUCUCCAGACCUGCACCCAAUAGAACAUCUUUGGAGGGAGCUGAAAGUCCGUAUUGCCCAGCGACAGCCCCGAAACCUGAAGGAUCUGGAGAAGGUCUGUAUGGAGGAGUGGGCCAAAAUCCCUGCUGCAGUGUGUGCAAACCUGGUCAAGACCUACAGGAAACGUAUGAUCUCUGUAAUUGCAAACAAAGGUUUCUGUACCAAAUAUUAAGUUCUGCUUUUCUGAUGUAUCAAAUACUUAUGUCAUGCAAUAAAAUGCAAAUUAAUUACUUAAAAAUCAUACAAUGUUAUUUUCUGUAGAUUCCGUCUCUCACAGUUGAAGUGUACCUAUGAUAAAAAUUACAGACCUCUACAUGCUUUGUAAGUAGGAAAACCUGCAAAAUCGGCAGUGUUUCAAAUACUUGUUCUCCCCACUGUAUAUAUAUAUAUAUAUAUAUAUAUAUAUAUAUAUAUACGUGUAGCUCAGUUGAUAGAGCAUGGUGUUUGCAACGCCAGGGUUGUGGGUUCGAUUCCCACGGGGGGCCAGUAUGAAAAAUGUAUGCACUCACUAACUGUAAGUCUCUCUGGAUAAGAGCAUCUGCUAAAUGUAAAAUGUAAAUGUAAUGUGUAUGUAUGUAUAUAUAUAUUUGCGAGAUAAAAAACAUAUGGGGGAUUGGAAGUGAUGCAGACAAUUACAAUCUAUCUGAAAUAUUAAAGCUGAUCUACCCCCUAAAAAUAAAAAAAAUAAAACUUCUUGACUGAUGUCUUGAGAUGUUGCUUCAAUAUAUCCACAUAAUUUUCCUUCCUCAUGAUGCCAUCUAUUUUGUGAAGUGCACCAGUCCCUCUUGCAGGAAAGCACCCCCACAGCGUGAUGCUGCCACCCCCAUGCUUCACAGUUGGGAUGGUGUUCUUCGGCUUGCAAGCAACCCCCUUUUUCCUCCAAACAUAACGAUGGUCAUUAUGGCCAAACAGUUAUAUUUUUGUUUCAUCAGACCAGAGGACAUUUCUCCAAAAAGUACGAUCUUUGUCCCCAUGUGCAGUUACAAACCGUAGUCUGGUUUUUUUAUGGCGGUUUUGGAGCAGUGGCUUCUUCCUUGCUGAGCGGUCUUUCAGGUUAUGUCGAUAUAGGACUUGUUUUACUGUGGAUAUAGAUACUUUUGUACCUGUUUCCUCCAGCAUCUUCACAAGGUCAUUUGCUGUUGUUCUGCGAUUGAUUUGCACUUUUCGCACCAAAGUACGUUCAUCUCUAGGAGACAGAACUCGUCUCCUUCCUGAGCGGUAUGACGGCUGCGUGGUCCCAUGGUGUUUAUACUUGCGUACUAUUGUUUGUACAGAUAAACGUGGUACCUUCAGGCGUUUGGAAAUUGCUCCCAAGGAUGAACCAAACUUGUGGAGGUCUACAAUUUUUUUCGGAGGUCUUGGAUUUUCCUAUAAUGUCAAGCAAAGAGGCACUGAGUUUGAAGGUAGGCCUUGAAAUACAUCCACAGGUACACCUCCAAUUGACUCAAAUUAUGUCAAUUAGCCUAUCAGAAGCUUCUAAAGCCAUGACAUCCUUUUCUGGAAUUUUCCAAGCUGCUUAAAGGUAAUGUAAACUUCUGACCCACUGGAAUUGUGAUACAGUGAAUUAUAAGUGAAAUAAUCGGUCUGUAAACAAUUGUUGGAAAAAUUACUUGUGUCAUGCACAAGGUAGAUGUCCUAACUGACUUGCCAAAACUAUAGUUUGUUAACAAGAAAUGUGUGGAGUGGUUGAAUAACGAGUUUUAAUGACUCCAACCUAAGUGUAUGUAAACUUCCGACUUCAACUGUACAUGAGAAAACGAAUGUGUGUGUAUUGUAUGUAUGGCUGUGUGUCUGCGUGUGUAUUGUGUGUUUGCUUGUGUUAUUCCCUGCAUACACUUGUGUACUGUAAGAGCGGGAGUGUGUGACAAUGUGCAUGUACAUGGCAUGCAUUUCACCUCUGAAAUACCAAAGGCAUAAAGAUCUCUUUUAUUUUAUUUUCAAACACAAUGAGAGGCAGUGUAGCGUACACACUCACAGCUGCUCCAAACGGCCAGACGCACAUGCCAUCUUGCACAAACAAGGGAUACACAUGGAAUAUACACACACACACUUACACACACUUACACACACAUUCAAGUACACACACAUACACAUACAUAUGCAAACACACAUACACACACAAACAUGCGCUUACGCAAACACACACACACGCACAAGGCCCAGGUGGUGUGAGAACAGUCCUACAGCAGCAUGCUGCUCUAUUUAAUCUGUACCACAGUAACACAUGUUAUACCCUGUCUGCCUCUGCUCUGCUGCACGGCUAGGAAUCUGUUCCAUCACCUCUGCCUCUCUUUCCGUCUGCUUCAGCAUGUCUUUCUAAUUUUACAUCUGCCUGUCUCUUACCUUUAUCUAGGUUUAUGUCACUUCUCACCCCCUCACACACAAUUAUUGUUUCUCUUACUCCUUCGACCCUGAUGAUCCUGCCAUCUCUUGCUCUCUCUUCUCUCUCUCUGAGCCUCCGCUCUGACUGGUUCAGUAGGUGGUUGCUGUGGUAACCAACCAUGAAGAGUGGGUGUGGGGCUAAUUUUAAAGACACACCGGGAUCUCCUUUGACACUGCGCUAUUAAAAAACUAGAAGAGAAAGAACAGGAGAGAUGGAGGGGGAGGGAGGGACAGAGAGAGAGAGAGAGGGGGAAAAAGACAGCACAUGUGUUCAGCAAUGCUACAGUUAAUUGAACAGCCACUGGUAGCUGCCUAUGGCACGUAAAUGGAGUCUAUCUAAGCUGCUUAGCUACAGUGGACAUGGAAGUCUGCAUCUUCUGAGGAACUCUACAGGCUAGUGGUCCAAAUAAAGUGCACACACUCAAUCAAUGUCCCAUUGAACACUUCCCCAUCAGUCAAACCAAUAUUGUGUGCUAAAUAAUCAAUACACAGAAAGGGAGGGAGAAAAAGCAGGAGGGGCGGAGCAUUGCUCCAGGGCAGCACUAGCAGUGAAUUUUAUACAUAGCUGAUGUCAUUUGGUUUACAUAUCCACUGAUGCCAGUGGUGCAUAUUGCAGUACAUAAACAAUUUUUAGGUGAGGAAGCAUUGAUAAAGUACAGUAGCCUACAAUAUAAUGGUGUUUAGAUCUUGUGUGUCUGUGUGUGGAUGUAGUAGUUCUGGGUAGAUUGAGGGGGUGUGGGAUUAGGCUCUCAGCUCAUGUCUCCAAAGGCAGAGCUGAGAGGGAGAGAGCUCAUCUCUUAUCUGUCUAAUGUUUGAAAAAUGAAUGGAAAUGCUGGCUGGAUAGGCGAUGGGGGGGGGGGGGGGGGGGGUACGCUCAGCCAGCAACAUAAUGGAUAUUCAUGCAGGGACCCACAUGUUCAUUAUUCACAGCAAUGACUGAGACUCUCCUUCUCUCUAUCCACUCACACACAGCAACACACACAUAAACACAUGCAUACGUGCAAACAAACACACACACAUUUGUAUGUGUAACUCUGAAUAGUUUUUCUGUGACUGUUUGUUCUCAUUCAGCUAAGGAGUGUUGAUGCGUGUGAAAUCCCCUCUAUUUCCUCUUCCACCUGAACCGUAUCAGGCAUAACCACUGGGCACACACUGGUUGAAUCAACAUUGUUUCAACGUAAUUUGUCAACGUAUUGUGAAAUGGAAUCAACGUGGAAAAUACAUUGGAUUUGAAAAAAGUCAUCAACCAGUACUGUUUUCAUCUAAAGUUGUAAACAUUGAAAUUAGGGUAAAACUUCAACUUAAAUACAUUCACUUAAUCUGGUGUGUUGGGUCAUUGUCCUGUUGAAAAACAAAUGAUAGUCGAAUUAAGCCCAAACCAGAUGGGAUGGCGUAUCGCUGCAGAAUGCUGUGGUAGCCAUGCUGGUUAAGUGUGCCUUGAAUUCUAAAUAAAUCACAGACGGUGUCACCAACAAAGCACCCCCACACCAUAACACCUCCUCCUCCAUGCUUUAUGGUGGGAACUACACAUGUGGAGAUAAUCCGUUCAACGUCAACAGUGAAGAGGCGACUCCGGCCUGCUAGGCAAAGUUGCAAAGAAAAAGCCAUAUCUCAGACUGCCCAUCUUAAUCUUUUCUUUUUAUUGGCCAGUCUGAGAUGUGGCUUUUUCUUUGCGACUCUGCCUAGAAGGUCAGCAUCCUGGAGUCUCCUCUUCACUGUUGACGUUGAGACGGGUGUUUUGCGGGUACUAUUUAAUGAAGCUGCCAGUUGAGGACCUGUGAGGCGUCUGUUUCUCAAACUAGACACUCUAAUGUAUUUGUCCUCUUGCUCAGUUGUGCACCGGGGCCUCCCACUCCUCUUUCUAUUCUGGUUAGAGCCAGUUUGCGCUGUUCUGUGAAGGGAGUAGUACACAGCAUUGUACGAGAUCUUCCGUUUCUUGGCAAUUUCUCGCAUGGAAUAGCCUUCAUUUCUCAGAACAAGAAUAGACUGACGAGUUUCAGAAGAAAGUUAUUUGUUUAUGGCCAUUUUGAGCCUGUAAUCGAACCCACAAUUGCUGAUGCUCCAGAUACUCAACUAGUCUCAAGAAGGCCAGUUUUAUUGCUUCUUUAAUCAGCACAACAGUUUUCAGCUGUGUUAACAUAAUUGCAAAAGGGUUUUCUAAUGAUCAAUUCGCCUUUUAAAAUGAUAAACUUGGAUUAGCAAACACAACGUGCCAUUGGAACACAGGACUGAUGGUUGCUGAUAAUGGGCCUCUGUACGCCUAUGUAGAUAUUCCAUUAAAAUCAGCUGUUUCCAGCUACAAUAGCCAUUUACAACAUUAACAAUGUCUACACUGUAUUUCUGAUCAAUUUAAUGUUAUUUUAAUGGACAAACAAUUGAUUUUCUUUUGAAAACAAGGACAUUUCUAAAAUAUAUAUUUUCCUUUAUUACUUUCUAACCCUGCCACCCCUCCCCUAAUUUACAUUUACAUGUACGUAAUUUAGCAGAUACUCUUAUCCAGAGCGACUUACAAAUUGGUGCAUUCACCAUAUAGCCAGUGGGAUAACCACUUUACAAUAUUUUCUUUUUUUUUCUUCUUUUUUUUUUGGGGGGGGGGGGUAGAAGGAUUACUUUAUCCUAUCCCAGGUAUUCCUUAAAGAGGUGGGGUACACUAAUUGGAGUAAACUAGUGAACAACAACGCUUAGGUCUCUACUUCCAGCUUAUACAGUGGGGAAAAAAAGAAUUUAGUCAGCCACCAAUUGUGCAAGUUCUCCCACUUAAAAAGUUGAGAGAGGCCUGUAAUUUUCAUCAUAGGUACACGUCAACUAUGACAGACAAAUUGAGAAUUUUUUUUCCAGAAAAUCACAUUGUAGGAUUUUUUAUGAAUUGAUUUGCAAAUUAUGGUGGAAAAUAAGUGGGGUCAUAGGAAUGCUGCCUAUGACCCCAAGAACACCAUCCGCACUGUCAAACAUGGAGGUGGAAACAUGGAGGUGGAAACAUUAUGCUUUGGGGGUGUUUUUCUGCUAAGGGGACAGGACAACUUCACCGCAUCAAAGGGACGAUGGACGGGGCCAUGUACCGUCAAAUCUUGGGUGAGAACCUCCUUCCCUCAGCCUAACUAAGUCAUGUUUUGCAGAGGGGUCAAAUACUUAUUUUCCUCAUUAAAAUGCAAAUCAAUUUAUAACAUUUUUGACAUGCGUUUUUCUGGAUUUUUUUGUUGUUAUUCUGUUCAAAUAAACCUACCAUUAAAAUUAUAGACUGAUCAUGUCUUUGUCAGUGGGCAAACGUACAAAAUCAGCAGGGAACAAAUACUUUUUUCCCUCACUGUAGGAGUGGUUAAAACAUGCUACAGUGGCUUGCGAAAGUAUUCACCCCCCUUGGCAUUUUUCCUAUUUUGUUGCCUUACAACCUGGAAUUAAAAUGCAUUUUUUUAGGGGUUUGUAUCAUUUGAUUUACACAACAUGCCUACCACUUUGAAGAUGCAAAAUAUUUUUUAUUAUGAAACAAACAAGAAAUAAGACAAAAAAACAGAACUUGAACGUGCAUAACUAUUCACCCCCCCAAAAUCAAUACUUUGUAGAGCCACCUUUUGCAGCAAUUACAGCUGCAAGUCUCUUGGGGUAUGUCUCUAUAAGCUUGGCACAUCUAGCCACUGGGAUUUUUGCCCAUUUUUCAAGGCAAAACUGCUCCAGCAAUCUUUAAGUCAUACCACAGAUUCUCAAUUGGAUUGAGGUCUGGGCUUUGACUAGGCCAUUCCAAGAUAUUUAAAUGUUUCCCCUUAAACCACUCGAGUGUUGCUUUAGCAGUAUACUUAGGGUCAUUGUCCUGCUGGAAGGUGUACCUCUGUCCCAGUCUCAAAUCUCUGGAAGACUGAAACAGGUUUCCCUCAAGAAUUUCCCUGUAUUUAGUGCCAUCCAUCAUUCCUUCAAUUGUGACCAGUUUCCCAGUCCCUGCCGAUUAAAAACAUCCCCACAGCAUGAUGCUGCCACCACCAUGCUUCAUUGUGGGGAUGGUGUUCUCGGGGUGAUGAGAGGUGUUGGGUUUGCGCCAGACUUAGCGUUUUCCUUGAUGGCCAAAAAGCUCAAUUUUAGUCUCAUCUGAUCAGAGUACCUUCUUCCAUAUGUUUGGGGAGUCUCCCACAUGGCUUUUGGCGAACACCAAACGUGUUUGCUUAUUUUUUUCUUCAAGCAAUGGCUUUUUGCUGGCCACUCUUCCGUAAAGCCCAGCUCUGUGGAGUGUACGGCUUAAAGUGGUCCUAUGGACAGAUACUCCAAUCUCCGCUGUUGAGCUUUGCAGCUCCUUACAUUUUACAUUUUAGUCAUUUAGCAGACGCUCUCAUCCAGAGCAACUUACAGUUAGUAAGUGCAUACAUUUUCAUACUGGCCCCCCGUGGGAAACAAACCCACAACCCUGGCGUUGCACGCGCCAUGCUCUACCAACUGAGCUACAGGAUUAUCUUUGAUCUCUUUGUUGCCUCUCUGAUUAAUGCCCUCCUUGCCUGGUCCGUGAGUUUUGGUGGGCGGCCCUCUCUUGGCAGGUUUGUUGUGGUGCCAUAUUCUUUCCAUUUUUUUGUAAUGGAUUUAAUGGUGCUCCGUGGGAUGUUGGAUUUUUUUAGAACCCAACCCUGAUCUGUACUUCUCCACAACCUUGUCCCUGACCUGUUUGGAGAGCUCCUUGGUCUUCAUGGUGCUGCUUGCUUGGUGGUGCCCCUUGCUUAGUGGUGUUGCAGACUCUCCUUUCAGAACAGAGAUCAUGUGACACUUAGAUUGCACACAGGUGGACUUUAUUUAACUAAUUGUGUGACUUCUGAAGGUAAUUGGUUGCACCAGAUCUUUCUUAGGGGCUUCGUAGCAAAGGGGGUGAAUACAUAUGCACACACCACUUUUCCGUUAAUUAUUUUUUAGAAUUCUUUGAAACAAGUUAUUUUUUUCAUUUCACUCCACCAAUUUGGACUAUUCUGUGUAUGUCCAAAACAUGAAAUCCAAAUAAAAAUCCAUUUAAAUUACAGGUUGUAAUGCAACAAAAUAGGAAAAACGCCAAGGGGGAUGAAUACUUUUGCAAGGCACUGUAUAAACGGCCCACUGUGUAUAUCAAAAAAGGUUUGGUAUACCUCAACUGGUAUUAAAUUAUGUUGAAUUUUAGAUUUGAUUAGAAAUAUUUUAUUUUCCUUUUUCAAAUGUUGGUAGUAAAAUGGUAUGUUUAAAUCAACAUCAUUGUUUCAAAGUCAUGCUAUCAACCUAAAUAAAGAGGUAUAUUUAAAUAAAAUGUGAAGGCACAAUCCAAUGAUUUCUGUCUGAACAGUGACUCAUACUGAUAUAUCAGGGGUAAUGCACUUCAGUGAGAACAUCCAGAUGCCUACCUCUAUGUACCCUGCCUUACUUUGGAAACAACUGUGCUAAUUUCCGCUGUGCUAUCAACACAUUUAGACCUUGAUCAGCUUCCAUACUGAUGACUUUUUUUAAAUCCAAUGUAUUGUCCACAUUGAUUACACGUCACAAUAUGUUGACGAAUUACAUUGAAACAGCGUUGAUUCAAGCAGUGUGUGCACAGUCAGUAGUGUGUUCACGUGAGCAUGCUAUUUAGAGCGCAACAACUCCACCCCUUCAUACACACUGCAGCAGCUGAGGGAUUCAUCCACACGUAAGCACACACACACACACACACGCACACACACACACAUACACACACACACACACACACACACACACACACACAGACUACUACACACAUCUGAUAAAACUUGUUCUUGGUGUGAGAGCUGCUUUUGUCUCUAUUGAUUUGCUGAGGUACAUAAUCACAGCCUUUAUUGGCUUAAGACAAAUGAUGUUACUCUAACUCACGCAUGACAAAAGCCAAAGCCAACAUGCGAACACAGUGCCGAGGCAAUUUUAAUGAAUUAUAAUAGACCAGUAACAUCAUACAGUAUACUGUCAAUAUCACAGUACUUACAAUGAUUCUUUGUUCUGCUCUGUGACACAUUUCUUACAGGGACAUUUUACACUCCUGUUAACACACAACUGAAAUUAUGUCUUCUUCUUCUUCCCCCCUUCCUUCCCCCCUCUUUCUUUCUCUCCAGGAUCCUGCUGACAGUAGUAGUGAUCUUCCGUAUUUUGAUAGUAGGUAUAGUGGGUGAAAAGGUCUAUGAGGACGAGCAGAUAAUGUUCAUCUGCAACACUAUGCAGCCGGGUUGCAACCAGGCCUGCUACGACAAGGCCUUCCCUAUAUCCCACAUCCGAUUCUGGGUCUUCCAGAUCAUCUUGGUUUGCACGCCCAGCCUGUGCUUCAUCACCUACUCCGUACACCAGUCCGCCAAGCAGCGUGACCGCAGUUACUCCAUCCUGCACCCCUAUAUAGACCACGGUCACGCAAGUCACCACAGUCGUGGAGGCGAUCACCACGCCCGCAAGCUGCGCAACAUCAAUGGCAUCCUGGUGCAGAACCCCGACAGUGGCAAGGAGGAGCAGGAUCUGGAGGUCAAGGAGAUCCCCAAUGUGUCCCGAGGGCUCACACAGGCCAAGAGUGCCAAGGUGCGGCGGCAGGAGGGCAUCUCCCGCUUCUACGUCAUCCAGGUGGUGUUCCGUAACGUGCUGGAGAUCGGCUUCCUAGCCGGCCAGUACUUCCUGUAUGGCUUCAACGUACCAGGGAUGUUUGAGUGUGAUCGCUACCCCUGUGUGAAGGAGGUGGAGUGCUACGUGUCACGCCCCACAGAGAAGACGGUGUUCCUGAUCUUCAUGUUUGCGGUGAGCGGCAUCUGUGUGCUGCUCAACCUGGCCGAGCUCAACCACCUGGGCUGGAGGAAGAUCAAGACGGCCGUCAGGGGUGUUCAGGCCCGCAGAAAGUCCAUCUGUGAGGUGCGUAAGAAGGACGUGCCGCAUCUGUCCCAGGCCCCCAACCUGGGCAGGACUCAGUCCAGUGAGUCAGCCUACGUCUGA
Molecule: messenger RNA, 28273 nt
Organism: Coregonus sp. 'balchen'
Lineage: Eukaryota; Metazoa; Chordata; Actinopteri; Salmoniformes; Salmonidae
Source: the annotation of a GenBank genome assembly